Molecule: messenger RNA, 3588 nt
Organism: Paracoccidioides lutzii Pb01
Product: DNA damage-binding protein 1a
Exons: 5
Coding region: 1-3588 (1195 amino acids)
Biological process (GO): proteasome-mediated ubiquitin-dependent protein catabolic process; DNA repair
Cellular component (GO): site of double-strand break; nucleus
Molecular function (GO): nucleic acid binding; protein binding
Source: RefSeq, a predicted model, not a curated record
AUGGCAUAUGUGGUUCCCAUCCACCACGCCAGCAGCAUCCGUCAUGCCCUGAAGCUCCAGUUCUUGAACCCAGGGGAGGACUGCCUGGUUGUUGCCAAAUCCAAUCGCCUCGAAUUCUACUCCCAAACCCCUGAAGGCCUCUCCCUCCAAUAUUCAAAAGCUAUCUAUGGAAAAGUUACCACGCUAGCAAAGCUCUCCAGACCCCCAAUACAACAACAGCAACCACAAACACUAUCACCUCCACAAAUCCAACAACCCCUCUUCCUCCCCCAAACAGACGUCCUCUUCAUCGGCACAGACCGUGCCACCUAUUUCACCGUCUCCUGGAACCCGGUCACCUCCCAGCUCCGCACCGAGCGCAAAUACGUCGACCUUGCCGACCCUUCCUCCCGGGAGUCCCAGCUCGGAGACCGCUGCCUCAUCGACCCUUCAGGCAAAUUUAUUACCCUCGAGCUAUAUGAAGGAAUCAUUACAGUUAUCCCCAUUGGCCAGCCGCAGCGGACGGCGAGGCAGGGCGGGCGGAAGUAUGGCAAGAGAGCUGUGACAGCACAGAAUCAACAUGAUAGUAGUCAUAUUGGUAAUACUAAUGCUGCUGGUGAGGUGGAGCUGGGGGAACCCUGCCAGGCGCGGGUGGAUGAGUUGUUGGUGCGGUCAUCUGCGUUUUUGCAUACUCAGGCAGACAUGUUACCAAGGAUGGCGUUUUUGUACGAGGAUACGAUGGGGCAGGUCAGAUUGAAGGUAAGGGAGUUGGAAUUUACGUAUGGUGGCAUGGGGAUUGGGACUGGUGGCGGGGCUGGGCAAGAUACUGGAUGCAUUGCAGUAUUGAAAGCGCUGGAUUUGCUGAAGGAGGAGUUGGAGAUGGGAGCGAGCUUUUUGAUACCCGUGCCGGCUCCGUUGGGCGGUCUCCUAGUCCUAGGCGAAACCUCGAUCCGAUACCUCGACGACGCAACAAAUGAAUGCAUCUCCUUACCCCUCGAUGAAGCCACCAUUUUCGUCGCUUGGGAACAGGUCGAUGGCCAGCGAUGGCUGUUGGCGGAUGACUACGGCCGGCUGUUCUUUCUUAUGCUCAUCCUUGACGAGGACAACGCUGUGCAGAGCUGGAAACUCGACCUGCUAGGCAACAUACCCAGGGCCUCGGUCCUUGUAUAUCUUGGCGGCGGAGUGACAUUUAUCGGUUCUCAUCAAGGCGACUCGCAGCUCAUCCGUAUAACUGAGGGUUCAUUUGAAGUCAUACAGACAUUUUCGAAUAUUGCGCCAAUUCUGGAUUUUACAAUUAUGGAUCUAGGUGGGCGGGCUGGGGAGAAUCAGACGCACGAUUUUUCGUCUGGUCAGGCGCGGAUUGUUACGGGCUCAGGAGCGUUUGAUGAUGGUAGUUUGCGAAGUGUUAGGAGUGGGGUUGGCAUGGAGGAGGUGGGUGUAUUAGGGGCUAUGGAGCACAUAACGGACCUCUGGGCACUGCGGGUGGCGUGUCAGGAGGGAUUUUCAGAUACCUUGUUGGUUUCAUUUGUGGAUGAGUCUAGGGUCUUUCAUUUCACGCAGGAUGGAGAGGUGGAGGAAAAGGACGAAUUUAUGGGCCUGGGACUUGCCGAGAGUACGUUACUUGCAGCGAAUUUGCCUAAUGGUCGUAUUUUGCAGGUUACGGAACGCAAUGUUCGCGUGGCGGAUCUGGAUGACGGGAUGCUGCUGUGGAACUGGUCUCCUCCCUCUCAGAAGGCGAUCACGGCGGCUUCGUCAAAUGAUGAUCACCUUGUUUUAGUGGUUGGGGGUCAGGUGCUCAUGUGUUUUGAUAUUCAAGGGGAAAUUAAGCUUGCUGGGAAGAAGGAUUUCGGCGACGAUACACAGGUAUCUGGUGUCACAGUUGCCUCCUCCCCGGCCACCUACUGUAUCCUCUGCCUGCCACAAACGGCUGAAGUUGCUGUAAUGAGCCUGGCAGACAUGACCAUCCGCCACAGCACGUCGGUGGGCGAGCCGGGUGAAGCUUUUCCACGCUCAGUGCUUGUCGCAGAAGUCCUCCCUAAUCAACCCGCAACCCUUUUUGUCUCCAUGGCCGACGGGGGAGUAUUCUCCUUCUCAUUCAAUGCGGACGAAUUCACGUUAACAAAAAUGAGCAAACUGGUUCUGGGCUCCGAGCAACCGUCGUUCAAGAAGCUUCCACGGGGAGACGGUUUGUAUAAUAUCUUUGCAACCUGUGAACAGCCUAGCUUGAUCUACGCGACAGAGGGCCGCAUCAUAUACUCCGCAGUCCACUCUGAUCAGGCCUCGCGCAUCUGCCACUUUAACUCCGAAGCGUACCCGGGCUCCAUCGCUUUGGCCACCCCAACAGAAUUGAAAAUAGCCCAUGUGGACUCGGAGCGGACGACGCAGAUUCACACGCUCGAGAUCGGCGAAACGGUCCGGCGGGUUGCGUAUUCUGCGGCUGAGAAGGCAUUUGGGAUUGGUACUAUUAAGCGCACGCUGGAGAACGGGGCCGAGGUUAUUACGAGUCGCUUCAUGUUAGCUGAUGAAAUUAUGUUUAGGGAGUUGGAUGAUUAUAGUCUGCGUCCGGAUGAACUUGUGGAGAGUGUCAUUCAGGCGCAGUUCCCGGAAGGAAAAGACAGUGAUGGGAAUGAGUCCUUCAAAGACAUGUUUGUUGUUGGCACGUCGUAUCUGGAUGACGUCGGUGAGGGGUCCAUACGGGGACGGAUAUUGGCGUUUGAAGUGACGGGAUCUAGGCAGUUGGCAAAGGUGGCGGAACUCCCUGUUAAAGGGGCAUGUAGGGCCCUGGCUGUGAUGCAGGAUAAGAUUGUUGCUGCCCUUAUGAAGACAGUCGUAAUCUACUCAAUCGCCAAAGGAGAGCUCUCCGACUAUACCCUUAAUAAAACCGCCAGCUACCGCACUUCUACCGCCCCCAUUGACAUUGCAGUAACAGGAAACCUCAUCGCGGUAGCUGAUCUCAUGAAAAGCGUCUCCAUCAUCGAAUUCAAACAAGGAGAGAACGACCAGCCAGACAGUCUCACUGAGGUAGCUCGCCAUUUCCAGACUCUUUGGAGCACUGCUGUGGCACCUAUUGCGGAAAAUAUGUUCCUAGAGAGCGAUGCGGAGGGGAACCUUGUAGUUCUCAAUCAAAAUGUCAAUGGCGUGACAGAUGAUGAUAAGAGGCGGUUGGAAGUUACGAGUGAGAUUUUGCUUGGGGAGAUGGUCAAUCGGAUCAGGCCUGUUAGCAUCCAAGGGUCGUUGCCUGCGACGGGACCUAGAGAGGCAGUUAUUUCGCCAAAGGCUUUUUUGGGAACGGUCGAAGGUUCCAUCUACCUCUUUGGUCUCAUUAACCCUGCAUACCAAGACCUUCUCAUGCGCCUGCAAUCCGCUAUGGCUGGACUGGUGGUGACCCCUGGUGCCAUGCCAUUUAACAAGUUCCGCGCGUUCAAGAACGCGGUGCGUCAAGCUGAGGAGCCGUAUCGUUUUGUCGAUGGGGAACUUAUCGAGCGGUUUUGGACCUGUGAGGCGGCAUUACAAGAGGAGAUUGUGGGUUUGGUUGUGGCAGGUGGUGUUGCGGGUGUUACGGUUGAGAAAACUAAGCGGAUUGUGGAGGAGUUAAGGAGAAUGCAUUAG